AUGAUAAAUAAAAGAUUUAGCAGGUUACAAUUAUAUAAAAUAGUUUUUAUAAUACUGUUUAUAAUGAUAAUAAGUUUUAUAGUACUAAACAUUAAUAUAAUAAAUAAAAAUAUAAAUAAUAGUAGCAGCAAUAAUAUAAAUAGUAAUACCAAUAAUAAUAAUAUAAACUUUAAUAUUAAAUAUAUUAAAAGAAACCAAAAAAUAAAUAUCAAUAACAUUAGUAAAAAUAAUUUAUUCAAACCGCUUGAUACCGAAAAUAUUAUAAAUAGAGAUUGCCAAUAUGUAGAUUUAGUUUAUACAUGGGUUAAUGGAAGUGAUCCAGACCUUUUACAGCUAAAAUCAGAAAUAUUAGGGGACUCUAAUUUUGAACCCCAUAGAUUUAGGGAUAUAGGAGGUUUAAAAUACUCUUUAAGAAGUGUUAAAAAGUAUGCUCCCUGGAUUAAAAACAUAUAUAUUAUUACAGCAAAUCAAAUCCCAUCAUGGUUCAAUAUUGAAAACCCAGGGAAUAUUAAAUCCCAUUUACCAACCUUUAAUUCAAAUUCAAUCGAAUCAAAUUUUUGGAACUUACCAGAAGAGGUAUCAAAUUGUUUCUUGUAUUUAAACGAUGAUGUUUUCUUUAGGCAACCAGUACGCCAAGAGGAUUUUUUUGAUAAAGAUUUUAAUCAAGUUAUAUAUCAAGUUGGUGAACGUGUUCGUAGCUCUUUAGAAUAUGACAAAUAUGAUGCCUACUUUAAAAUAUUUAUCAAUACCAAUAGAUUACUAGAUUCUCUAUGGAAUGAAACCAAAGAAAGAGUGUUGCCUGAUCAUGGUGUUCAAGUUUUCAAUAGAAAGAUACUAAUUAAAAUGGCAGAGGAAUUUAGAAACCCAUUAUUAGAGACAUCAUCCAACAGAAAAAGAGAAUCAAAUGACAUUCCAAUUUCUUUUGUAUACAAUCAAUUUGUCAAGAGAUAUUCAAACUAUUCUGUAGGUAGACCCCGUUCAAAUUUAUAUAUAGGAUUAUGGAAUGAAAAUGACAACUAUACCCGUAUCGAUCGUUCAAUAGAAUUAAUAAACAAUGAAAAGAAUGCAAUAACUGUUUGUGUAAACGAUGGAUUUGACUUUAUAGACGAUACAAUUGAUCAAAAACUUUCUACAUUAUAUGAAUCAAUGUUUCCUGAAAUUGGUGCUCAUGAAUUGUAA
Molecule: messenger RNA, 1179 nt
Organism: Dictyostelium purpureum
Lineage: Eukaryota; Evosea; Eumycetozoa; Dictyosteliales; Dictyosteliaceae
Exons: 2
Coding region: 1-1179 (392 amino acids)
Molecular function (GO): transferase activity, transferring phosphorus-containing groups
Source: RefSeq, a predicted model, not a curated record